Messenger RNA from Carlito syrichta (Philippine tarsier), 1118 nucleotides. RefSeq names its product sarcoglycan gamma (gene SGCG). Gene Ontology annotation, biological process: heart contraction; cardiac muscle tissue development. Lineage: Eukaryota; Metazoa; Chordata; Mammalia; Primates; Tarsiidae. Gene Ontology annotation, cellular component: sarcoglycan complex; sarcolemma. The transcript is spliced from 9 exons. Bases 1 to 1107 code for a protein of 368 amino acids. The record is from RefSeq and is a predicted model, not a curated record.
AUGGCCACAGGGGAGCUGAAAGGAGUGACAGAACUCCAUGGGGAAAAGGAGGAGAUGGCUGCCGGGUGGGGUGUGGUCCCCCCCUCACCUGGGUCCGAAAGAGUCGCUGGACGAUCAACGGUCCGUCCUUUUCGGGUAUCCCGGGCGAGGUUUUUAGGUUUUUCAGGUAAGGGCACUUACCUAUCCAAGGUGGUGAUGGAUGCGGCGCUGGCAUUCAAGAAAGUGGGCGAAGGCCUUAAGGGGCUGGUGUCCCUAAUAGCUGCUACCCAGUGGGUGACCAUGGCCUUACCUCGUGGUGGUUUUGCUCUGUUCCAUGGGGCAGGCUCCUGGGAAGGGCAGUGUGCCUUCAGUUGGAGGGAGGCAUCUGAGGAAAUCGUCCAUGAAAGGAAUCCACUGGAGAGCCGUCUGUCCCCAGAAAAGCAUCCUACAGGAAUGGGUCACUUGCGCGUAACAAAAGAUGGACUUCGCUUGGAAGGGGAAUCGGAAUUUUUAUUCCCAUUGUAUGCCAAAGAAAUACACUCCAGAGUGGACUCAUCACUGCUCCUGCAGUCAACUCAGAAUGUGACAGUGAAUGCCCGCAACUCCGAAGGGGAGGUCACUGGCAGAUUAAAAGUGGGUCCCAAAAUGGUAGAAGCCCAGAGUCAACAGUUUCAGAUCAACUCCAAAGAUGGCAAGCCACUCUUUACUGUGGAUGAGAAGGAAGUUGUGGUUGGAACAGAUAGACUUCGAGUAACAGGGCCUGAAGGGGCUCUUUUUGAGCACUCAGUGGAGACGCCCCUUGUCAGAGCUGACGCAUUUCAGGACCUUAGGCUGGAGUCCCCCACACGGAGUCUAAGCAUGGAUGCCCCCCGGGGUGUUCACAUUAAAGCCCACGCUGGGAAAAUGGAGGCUCUUUCCCAGAUGGACAUCGUUUUCCACAGUAGUGACGGGAUGCUGGUGCUUGAUGCUGAAACUGUGAGUCUGCCCAAGUUGGUGCAGGAGACGCAGGGUCCCUCUGGCAGCUCGCAGGGACUCUACGAGAUCUGUGUGUGCCCCGACGGCAAGCUCUACCUGUCCGCUGCCAGUGUGGGGACCACGUGCCAGGAACACAGCCACAUCUGCCUCUGAGCCACCUGCCU